Messenger RNA from Talaromyces proteolyticus, 1093 nucleotides. RefSeq lists its product as uncharacterized. The transcript has a single exon. The coding region runs from base 53 to 601 and encodes 182 amino acids. The record is from RefSeq and is a predicted model, not a curated record. NCBI's taxonomy places the organism in Eukaryota, Fungi, Ascomycota, Eurotiomycetes, Eurotiales, Trichocomaceae.
AUACCAACUCAUUCAAUCCUGCUACAUAUCGCUUCCAGCCUUCCUGGUCCUAAUGUUCUAUUCUGCAGGCACUCCCUCGGUUAUAACGACCAUCGGUGUAACACAAACGUCGUCAGUGGCGAGUUCAACAAUAUUAACGACCUCGAAAGCAUCUGUAUCAAGCUCAUUGACAACCACCACAGCCUUGUCAAACUUACCGACCUCUGUUCCAAGUAUAUUAUCAGAGCCUACACUUACCUCAUCAUCGAUGCCUGCUGCGGUGACUCCCUCAUCUGCCGAUUUGCAAGGACACCAAAAGACAGUAGCAGUCGCUGCCAGCAUCCCAUCGGUAACUGUUAUUUGCCUGAUAGGUCUGGGUAUGUUUAUUUAUCUUCGACGGCGUAAGCGAUUAAAUCAGCAGCAAACCCGAGGACUCGAGUUGAACGACAGGUCAUAUUCACUCUUUCGUAAGGCGUCCAAUGACCAAGACACGAAACCACCAGGAGAUUUCAAUGACCACACGCAUACGCAACAUCGAUACGAAGUCCCUGGAGAUGAGUCUCAAAGAUUUGAGUUGCCAGCAACACCAGGGCUAACUAAUUAUCCAAGGUUGGAACGAUAGAAUAUAUCAACAACGGACUGAUUGUAUGUUGGUACGAAGACAUCCAACCCUGGUUCCUAGAAUAUUUUACGUAGCACUAAAUAGCACAAGACCAGAUAUUAAAAUGCAACGAAACAAAAAAUAACCUUGAGAAACACUUAUUUUUGAAAAACAAAGAUUCUUUAAAAAAGUCUCAAAAGUCCAAUGCCCUCAAGAUAAACGUUUGAUAUACUUCGCCCUUCUACGGUGCAACUAACAGCAGGAUAUGUAUCUGGCUUCUCCGUGGCGAAUAAAUCGUAGCUGCAAAUACUAGGUAGAGAUAUCGAAGUUCUACCAAAUCCGUUAGGUGACAGCGUGGUGGGUCAUUACCCGAAGAUCUGCGGGCACGUUUCAUGUUGAUUGUUGGAAAUGGCAAUUGUAAGUUGUGACGGAGCAGAAAUCCGGCCAGACGGAAUAAUUUUCGAAGGAUGAACGCAUUUCCUGAAUAAUCUUAAUAACCAUUGGCGAUAUGGA